CGAAUCAAUGGUAAUUGAAUUGAUACCAACUAUUGGACAUAGAGAAAUCAUUCUCAUGCACGGUGAUAAAGAUUACGUAUCGAUUUCGCUUAUCAGGGAGAGAAGAUGAAAUUAUACGAUAAAAUGUCGUAUCGAUGUGAGAAUCGGUGAAUGUAUUAUUAUUUUUUGCAUCAACGACCCGCGCAACUGUCGACAGUUUGACAGUUGAUCAACUCCUGGGGGUAUAUCUUAUCUCAGGCGUUGAUGGGGGAAGGGGAAGUGAGGAAGCUUGUGUCGAAAAUCGACAAGAACGCUGGUAUCAGUUGUUGUGCGGACAUCACGAUGUCCGAUGUAUCUCUUUAUGGCGACAGCUUCGUUAAGUGAUUAUGAAUGUUGGUGGGAAAAUGAGGGAGUGAAGACACGGAUUUCGAGGCUUUUUGAUGGAUCCAGACCAUCAUUCGCCGAUUCGAAACUAUUGUUGGCUAAUCGAAUGGUCGGUGACAGUGCGGAUGAACAAAAUCAGACGUCAACUUCAGAAAGAUUAGAUUAGAAACUUCAAGAGAAAAAGUAUAAUUUGUCUUCGUCGAGAUGCGCUCAAUCAUUGUCACGAUCAUCUGUAAGCACUCGAAUCGUGACGAAUGUGAUAUCUAAAAUAUCAGUGGAUCCUUCAGUCUGGCGCCAGGUUGAACAAGUUCAACUGAAUCGAGGAAUUUUUUACAAAUUUAGUGUACAUGAUUUUUUGAAUUCUUUGAGACGUCGCAAGAAGUCAUCGUGUCCGCCCUGGAAUGACCAAUUUUUAAAAACAGUUUCGCAAAAUGAAGAGCUCCUCCCAAACUUGGAAAUUUGGAACAUUCAGGACGGAAGUUGUGGUGGCGCUCAAUUGAAAUGAAAUUUGCAAUAAUCUUUCUAUCUAUCUUGAUGGAUUAGUUUCCAGGAAAAGUGUUUCUCAAAUUAAAGACCACUUUGCCACGUUCAAGCAGAUCAACAUUUCAAACCAAUCAAUGCCCUUCGAAAUGAGUUCCCUCAUCAAUAAGACUAAAUUAGAGAAGUUGGAUUCUUCAAGAAGAAAAUUCAUCGAAGAGGCAAGAGUAAAUUAAAAACAUGAGGACAUAAUUCAGACUUUGAAAGUCUAUUUCCAAAAUGAAGGAUAUAUUUAAAUCUCUAAGUCUCAAGGAAAAUACCUUCCUUUGUCAAUCAUCCUGAAGCAAGUGCCUUGAAGUAUCCAAGACAAAUGUGAUUGAUAGGAAAGUGCAAUAUAUUGGUCCCCAAAAUAAACAAGAAGACGUCCCAUUCGCCAAAACCGUGAAGGGACUUGCAACCAGUGGAUUAGUUUGGCCCAACUGUUUUCCCAAACCUAAAGAGUGCCCUCCACCAUCGCCAAAUGACUCGUUAAAACAAUCUCCUCUCGCCAAUCAUCCACAAUCAAGAGGCUCGUAAUCACCCCACCAGAAGCUUCCAACCCCUUCAGCCUCUUCAACACCACCAGCCAUCAUCACCAAUCAAGCACCUACUAAUCAGCCACCUUUCCACCAGAAGUUCACAGUCCAGGGUUAGAAUACCCCCCCGAAAAAGCCCCCAACACACUCUAUCACCUUCAAAUCCCUGAUACUCCUUGGCCACCUGUUCGUCAGUUUUUACCUGGGGUCCAUCCGCGUUACAUCGCCACGCCCUCGAACCAAUCAACUCUCGCCCUCGGGCCUGACGUCAUCGAUAUCCAACCGGUAGGGUACUGAACCUGGGGUAGGGGAACAUCGUUGGAGACCUGCUCACACAGCAGUAUUAAACGGGGACCACGAGGCGGGUGAAUUUUUUUUCAAGACCCCGGGGAGUGGGGAUUGAACAAUUGCCAUCUCACUCACUCACCUAGGACCCACUGGCUUCCAGCUACGGGAUAAACUUGGAGUGUAGCAAGUGUGAGUUACACCGAAACCUCGAGAGAGUCGUUCCUCUUUCACUCCUUGUAAUUUUCAUUCGCACGCCAAAAAGACCACGUUGCAGUGUCCACUGUCCGGUAAUAGGUCAACUCCUGGGAUUUUACAACAUUCAACACUGUUGCUCCUCAAGCCGGUCAAGUGUCAACUCUUCCUUAUCGCUUCCUACGAUUUAAAAAUAAAAAAUAUGAUUUUACGAUUGAUUUACCCUGAUAUUGUGUCAUGUUAUUGAAGUGAGUCAAUGUGACAACAGGAGUUUCAAAUUCGAGUGAUUGAUUAACCCGAUUAUUGUCAAUGCUAUUGUGGGAGGUGGAUUGAGGGUUUUGGGUGACAACUGGGAAUAAGUGAAGUUAUUUUCAAGUGUUAACCACCAGGGUGUGAUGCCCUGGUUAUGGUUAAAAGUGAGUGAGGCUAGUGGAAAGAGGUGGUGGUGGUAUUAUCGUCGCACGCCAGUGGGAUUGAUUUGUUUGAUAGUACCCACGUGAUAUUAUGGUGGAAUUAGGUGGCAAUGCGAGAUCGGUCUCGUACCUGCAAAAAAUACGUAACAAUGAUAAUUAUCAAAGAUGUAGAACUAGAAGAAGAUAUCCACCUAGGAUUCUUAUUGUUGUUGUUCUUGUACUUUGGUUACCGGCAUUAGAGAUACCGGGGGUUUUAGCUUGUGGACCUGGUAGGGGUGGUGGUAGGCGGCCAAUACUGCGCAAACUCACCCCAUUAGUUUUCAAACAGCAUGUGCCAAAUGUCAGUGAAAAUACACUGCCAGCUAGUGGAUUGCCGGAGGGCCGAGUAUCGAGGGAUCAUACCAGAUUUCGUGAUCUUGUACCUAAUUACAAUGCUGAUAUCAUUUUCAAGGAUGAGGAGGGCACUGGAGCUGACAGGCUCAUGACUCAGAGGUGUAAAGAAAAACUCAAUACACUGGCGAUAUCCGUGAUGAAUCAGUGGCCUGGGGUGAAGCUGAGGGUGACUGAGGGGUGGGAUGAGGAGGGAAAACAUGCCACUGACUCGCUGCAUUAUGAGGGAAGAGCUGUGGAUGUUACCACCAGCGAUCGGGAUCGCUCCAAGUAUGGAAUGCUGGCUAGGCUCGCUGUUGAAGCUGGCUUCGACUGGGUCUAUUAUGAGUCCAGGUCGCACAUUCAUUGUUCUGUUAAAUCAGAAUCAUCAUCGGUAGGAAAAUCAGGGGGUUGUUUCCCUGGAAGGAGCUCAGUCCUGACGUCGACUGGACCAAAGCCCCUGUCCUCUCUGGAAGUUGGCGAGGAGAUAGCCUCCUUGGACUCCAACGGAGAAAUAGUCUUCUCCGAGAUGAUAGCCUUCCUGGAUUACGCUCCUUCAUCCAAACGACAAUUCAUUCGUCUAACAACGUUCUCUGGGAGACAACUGACUUUGACGCCCUCCCACUUGGUGCCAGUGGAGCCCAAGGACCUGAAGAUCCCCAGCAGUACUUUCUACGCAGCUAAUGUUCAGGUCGGAGACCGAAUCUUAGUCAGGGACGACGAUAAGACACGUCCCGGUGGCUCCAGGGUAAGAUGGGACGAUGUUGUCGAGGCUGAACUCGUUCUUGAGGAGGGCCUCUAUGCUCCUCUCACCAGGGAGGGCACCGUAAUCGUUGAUGAUGUCGUUGCCUCGUGCUAUGCAAUCGUCAACAGUCAAACAAUCGCGCAAAUCGGAUUUUUCCCGUUGAGGAUACUCUCGACCAUCACCAAUGGACUGCAAACUGUUAAAGACUUCUUCUGGGGCUCUCAUGAGACCCAGGAUAUUGACACCAACGAGAUCAAAGGCUCAAAAUCAGUGGACUCGAGGUGGAGUAGACCAGAGGGCAUCCACUGGUAUGCCAAUUUCCUCUACUCGAUUUCCACGUACGUUCUACCCCCCUCCAUGCUGUACUGAAUAUUUUUUAUUGUGGAGAUGGGCAUCCACGUGGAGAACAUACCGGUGUUUUUUCCCACUUAAUUAAUGCAAGGAGCUUUUUCAUCGAGGAGACAUUGGUAGAGGUUUUUUUUUUAGCGAGUGGUGAUGUUAGUUUGGGGUUAUUAGGAAAUUAAUCGAAACAAUGGUCAGAACAUAUCAUUUUUUGUAAAUUACUCGGGAAAGUUUGGAUGUAGAACAUUAUGCAAAAUAGGUUCUUCAUACUUUUACCGAUUGCCAAUAGUUCCACGAAUAUUCACGAAAUAAUCUAUAUCAAAUAUCUGAGCGCCUUUCCAGCAGCCACUUCACCACAGAAUUAAUCCCAUAAUCAUCCGUAAUUAGGGAAUUAUCGGGAAGUUCGACAGACGAAUUCCCCGAGAGUCGCACGAAUCCGUGCAACAAUGAGUAUAUGACCUUUAGAGGUAUAAUGACUAUUUAAUUAAAUUUUGUUCUAACAAAAUGUAGGAAGAAAAAAGUCUCAGACAAAAGUUGGCCAGUGUUCAUCAUCUACUGUGUACUUUAUUUUCAAUUGAUUAAAUUAAUUCAAUCCAGUGUCUCUAGUUUUCAUGAUUAUUCAGGAGUAACUGAGACCAGGGAAAUUCUGUAAAUAGAAAACGUAUCUAUUUUAUUGUAAAAUCAACGAAUGUUAUCGCCAAUAAUUAUUGAUAUUUUUAUUAUUAUAAUUAAUAUUUGUUUAAUUCUAUCAUAUUUAUCGGGUGACCGUAAGCGACUGUACUAUAGCCUCUUUCCCCUCUAUUUUAUUCUAAUAAUUAAUUAUUAUUAGCUUUGUUAGUAAUAAUGAGUAAUGGUUUAAUGAUCAAAAAAGUUAGGAAAAUUUGGAAAAUUGAUUGCAAAUGAGCAGCUCUUGUCUUAAUAUAAUGUGCUAUUUUUUCAUGUGAAAUGCUUAAGUUAUAUACCAGAAGACAGAUUAAAUCCCACAAUGCGUUAUUUUUAUUAAUUAUUAUAUAUUAUAUUAUCGAUUAUUUCAAUAAUAAUAUUAUUUGUAUGUAGAUGGAACAAAUUUUAUAAAUUAUGUAUAUAUAUUGACGAAAAAAAUAGACUCA
Molecule: messenger RNA, 4873 nt
Organism: Diachasmimorpha longicaudata
Lineage: Eukaryota; Metazoa; Arthropoda; Insecta; Hymenoptera; Braconidae
Gene: hh
Product: sonic hedgehog protein
Exons: 3
Coding region: 2400-3791 (463 amino acids)
Biological process (GO): regulation of gene expression; cell fate specification; smoothened signaling pathway
Molecular function (GO): patched binding; calcium ion binding
Source: RefSeq, a predicted model, not a curated record